UAAACAAAAGAAAAAAGCGUGCUAUUUUUCAGAACGUUUUUUUUUUUACAAAAGCAGUCUUGUUUUCAUAGUUAUUUGUACCGCUCUUAAAAAGCUCAUUCAGCGAUUAACAUUCAUAGCGCGUGCACGUAAAAGAUGUAAAUGUUUAUUUUAAAAGUUCAAAAUAAGGUGAAGAAAAAAUAAGUUUUUUAUCAUUUUUAUAUACUAAUAUAGAAGAAAUAUAUAGCUAAAUAGUGAAUUUAAUUAAAAUGGAAAACGAUAAAGAAAAUGUGGAAAAAAACAGCAAUGUUUCGAACAUGGUAAAAGUUCCUUCUCAAUCGAGACAGACAGAGACAGAUCAGAAUGAAAUUGAGACGGGGGUAACAGCGUUAAACACAACUACAGGAAAAAGUAAAGGCAAGCCAGGAAGAAAAAGAAAAAUAAUGGGAGUUAAGGACGAGGAUGUUAUUGACGAUUUUUUAAUCGUAUCUUAUUCCACUUUAGGUGACCUAGAGGCUGAUGGCCCCACUCGACCAGAGAAUUCGUUCCUCGCAAGCAGAGCAAGUAGCGAAAGAGUGACGUCAUUACGACGAAAUUAUUCCAGUAAAAGUUCCAAGAAAAAGCAGAACGAGAAGAAGAAGAAAGAGAAGGAAGAUGACGAAGAAUGGACUUUAAAACCGAAGAAGAAAUUAAAGAGAAAAAAGUACGAUGGGGACUCUAACUACGCGCCAGACACAUCGAAAGAACAUUCAUUGACGCCGCAUGACGCACUUGAUAACGCGGAAUCACCAAAUACGAGCAUUAAUGUGAAGUAUUUAGAGGAUCGGAAAGAAAAUGUCUCACCGCUACCCGUUAAAGUGAAGACGAAAGAAGAAAGUGAAGAGGAUGUGAAUUUAGAAGAUAAAAUAGAACGAGAUAGUGUUACUCCACUCCGACACUCCGACGAAAUCGUUAAGCAUGAAUCAAACUUUUCCAAACCGGAUGAAAAGACAACAGAAUUAGGGUUGACCGGUCCGUAUAACCUACCAUCACACAUUCAACUGCUACACAGUAAAGAUAUUAGAGAACCGGUCAUGCACAAAUCUCUCGGCUUAAGACUCGAUAACUCGAACUUACGGCUUGAUAAGUCAUCUCCAAUGAGAUAUGACGAUACAGUCGGUAUGAAACUCGACACACCUGCAAAUAUGAGACUCAGUAAACCAGUUACUUCAUCAGAAAUGCUCCAAAAGGUCUCCGCCAGCCCAGAUGGAGAUUCUCGUAUUCCGAUAAGAGAUGGGACGAGCAAACACGUCAUUGUAAAAGAUUCAGAGUAUAAAGCCGACGUUGACGGCAAACAUAGACACGUCGAGAAGCGUCACGAGACGAUCACCAUAGAAACUAACAGCGCGUCAAAGGAGCGAGAAUCGCGACAUGUGCACCAACACCAGCAUCAGCAUCAACAUCAACAUCAACAUUUUCAUCCCCCUUACCCUGGUCAACCGUUGCCACCGCAUAUGUAUUAUCCUGGCAUGGCCGUUCCACCUUUUAUAAUACCCGGUCCACACAUGCAUCAUCAACCAUCUUCCACGCUUGUUGUUAAGCCACCUAUUAUUCGUGCCAAAAAAUCCAGAGCAUCGAUGCACGUACAAAUAGCUCAUUUUAUCCAAACUCAACAAAAGACUGAGAAAGUUGGAUUUCAAAAGCCUUCACCCGAUCAUCGUCCACAUCGCAGUGGCUUUCAAGCGUUUCAAGGGGCCGGCUCAUCAUCGCUUCAUGCGACGCGACCUUCUUCCUUUCAACAACCGAAAUUUGAGAGCGAAUUAUACUCAAGCCAUCGCAAACUACUGCCUUCCAUGCAUCACUCCGAUUUGAUCAAUCCGGUGCAUCAUAGAACAGCUGUCAACCCACACCCAAAUGCGUUACUUCCGAAAGAAAAAGAAACAUAUUUCGGUGAUAUUCUACAUUCAUCACAUUACCGUUCUGGUGCACCGAAUUUAGAACGACUUCUGCCGACAGCUGACGAGCGUAAUAUUCGUUCACAUGUCGGUGGUCAUCAUGUGACACCAGACUAUGACUCAUCAUAUGGUAGCCUAGGAACUUAUCGCGAACAUUUAUUAAAGUCUGUAGCUGGUUUGCCAUCGCCAAAGUCAAAAUCUUACACUAGACCACCUCCCAUAGGACAUGACGAAAAAGCUCGUAUUUUAAGCGAUAAUAUUCGUCGUGCUGAAUUUGUCGAAUCGCCUGACAGACGCCGUAUGCCAGCAAGUUUAUAUCAACGUGAUUUGAUGUCAUUUGACAAUCCUUUACAUUUACACAUGCGAGAACGGCCAGCUACGCUUUAUCGCGAGCAUGUUCCGCCGUCAUCACCACCUCGAGGUCGACUUUCACCGAGAGAAGCGGCGCAUCAAACGUUACUGCGGACCAUUGAAUCGCCUUAUGAAAAAACAUACUUUGACAUGGACAAAAGUAGCCGAGUGUCACCGAGACAUGAGUAUCGUGUAAACCGCUCUUCCUUCGCUACGGCCAGUGGAUUCGGUAUUAAUAAUUCACGCUACACUCCUGCUCAAAGGUAACAUUGCGUUGCAAACACACUCCAUCAUGGGUAUCAUAAAUAAUACCAGAGCAAUCUGCUGCAGUAAAGAACAAGGUAAUUCGUAUCAGACGGAGGGCGUAUUUUGACAACGUUUUCGUUUACCUGAAUUGAUGACAAUGUUACUUCAAAAAGACUGAUUUUGUGAUAUUUUAGAAGACACACAGUGGUUGCAUCUUAUAUCCUCAUAAUUCGCAUGAAAGUUUUUUCCAUCAUUUUGUAUAUUAAAUGGUCUGAGUUUUAGUUUUUUGAUGUAAAUUUAAGGAUGUAAAUUAUUUUGACAGCUACUAAUAUGAUAUUUUUAUGUUAUUUUUAUUUCAUGCAAAUAAACCACGAACAUGAA
Messenger RNA from Hydractinia symbiolongicarpus, 2891 nucleotides. RefSeq names its product E3 ubiquitin-protein ligase Arkadia-like. The record is from RefSeq and is a predicted model, not a curated record. The transcript has 10 exons. The coding region runs from base 249 to 2531 and encodes 760 amino acids. NCBI's taxonomy places the organism in Eukaryota, Metazoa, Cnidaria, Hydrozoa, Anthoathecata, Hydractiniidae.